Molecule: messenger RNA, 1411 nt
Organism: Notodromas monacha
Lineage: Eukaryota; Metazoa; Arthropoda; Ostracoda; Podocopida; Cyprididae
Source: the annotation of a GenBank genome assembly
UUUUUUUUUGCUUUUAAACAGGAAAUUGUUUGAAAUGGCGCCAAAGAAAGCCAAUGAACUCCAGAUUCGCAGUGAUAAAAGCCAGUUUGCUGGGUGGAAAUUCGCUGGCGUCAUUUCAAUCUUUUUUGCAUUUAUCGGGUUAUACGUGCAUCAGCGUUUGCACCAUGUGCCAGAUUUGCCGGAAUUUGACCCAGAUUUCUGGUUUGGACCCGGGAUUAAGCCAAAGUCAGUUGAUGAAUCCAUACGGGAUUUCAAAAUUGACAUCAGUGCUGACAUUCUGGACGACUGGAAAGCCAGACUCGAAUUGCCCAGUCGACUGAGAAAACCUUUGGAAGAUGUGGGCUUUGAGUAUGGAUUCAAUACAGAUUACCUUUCAAAAGUGAGGAAACAUUGGCUAGAGAACUAUAGCUGGGGAAAGGAACAAGAAAAGCUCAACAAAUAUCCUCAGUUCAAAACACAAAUCAAUGGAAUGGACAUUCAUUUCCAAAGGAUCAAGCCCAGUGAUUUUGGCAGAACUGUGACCAAUGAUAAACCUGUGUUGCCACUGUUGCUGCUUCAUGGCUGGCCAGGUAGUUUUGUUGAGUUCCAGAAGGCAAUCCCACUUUUGAUGGACACCUCAGAUUCACCCUUUGAUCUGGAGCUUAUUAUUCCCAGCUUGCCAGGCUAUGGCUUCUCUGAUCCAGCUUCCAAACCAGGACUUGGAGACACAGAGGUUGCCAUUGUCAUGAACAAUCUGAUGACCAGGCUCAAGUUUGACAAGUACUACCUUCAGGGUGGAGACUGGGGAGCUGCCAUCACAAACAUCAUGUCUACCCUGUAUCCAGAUAGGAUUCUAGGGGCACAUGUGAACAUGGCUGCUGUGGCAUCUGGAAGGAAUUUCUUGAACUGGGGUCUUGCAGCCAUUCUUCCCAAAUCCUGGUUCAUGGACCCAGAGCAAGUCUUCAUGAUGUUCCCCAUGGGAGAAAAGCUCAAGACCUUGAUGUUGGAGUUUGGGUACAUGCACUUGCAGUCCACCAAACCUGAUACUGUUGGACUACCACCCCUGGAGUCCGAGGUCAAUUACUCUCUGGAUGACAUGCUGACCAAUGUCAUGGUCUACUGGGUCACCAACUCCAUCACAACUUCCAUGCGUCUUUACUCCGAGUCCAUGAACAUCAGGAAUCUCGGUUACGCCAUUGACGAGAUUCCUUGCCAUGUUCCCUACGGUGCAGCUGUUUUCCCUCAUGAAAUCUUCAUGCAUCCAGAGACUUUCUUGGCUGACAAGUUCAAGAACAUCGUGUCGUAUCAAGUUAUGCCCAGAGGGGGUCAUUUUGCGGCAUUUGAAGAACCCGAGUUGCUUUCGGACCAUGUCAAGAAGUUCAUCGGACUCGUGGAAGAAUCGCGGGUCUCAGCAGAGAAGAAAAAUUCGUGA